This is a messenger RNA of Tetrahymena thermophila SB210, 315 nucleotides long. RefSeq lists its product as hypothetical. The transcript is spliced from 2 exons. The record is from RefSeq and is a predicted model, not a curated record. Lineage: Eukaryota; Ciliophora; Oligohymenophorea; Hymenostomatida; Tetrahymenidae.
AUGUAAAGACAAACAAAAAGUUACUUCAAUUCUACUUUGUAUGACUUAGAUUUCUAAGUACCAGUGACUCACAAGCUCUAAAACCUUUCUCGUUAAGGCUCUCGUUCAUGGAAUAAAUUCAAUCCAUCUCAAUAAUGCGCACUUAGUCUUUUAGAGGUCUCAAGACUUAGGAGCAUGUAGACAGACACAGAUAAAUCCUUCAGUGACUAUAGCAUGAGUGACAAUAACAUAAGAACUCCUUACUCUACCCAGAAAGACUUCUUGACAUCUGAAGAAGAUUCUGACGAAGAAGUAGUGAUGUUUGAAGUGUAAUGA